GGUGGCGAUAAUGCCCCACAUGGUUGCGACUCGACAGUGAAACAAGAAGGAGAAGAAGAAACAAACACGAAGAAGAAGAAGAAGAAGAAGAGCAGCUGUUUCGAAGGAAGCAUUUAUUGUAUCAUAACUUUGUUUCACACACGUCUUUAGCAAAACAAAACGGCAGCGCAAGUCACAGUGCGUCAUUUUUGACCCGACGUCGUAAGGGUUCGGGUUAGCGGUGACUAACUGUGAGCGUUUUAUGAAACCGGUGGAUAUUUUUGUUAUACUUGUAAGCUAUGUAAUGCUAUGCUAGUACCCCGAGAGCGAGCGCAGUGUCCCGCGAAAAUCAUGUUUUUUCUUAUCGUGGUGUGACGACCGUCUUGGGUUUUGAAGCGGAUCAUCGGGACACCGACUGCAGGAGAUAUGUCUGACUCUCCGUGUGAGUCGGUUGUUUCCAUGAAUGAGAAUCUGGGCGGGAGGACAAGUUCGGCAAAUGACUCUUUCGGUCAAAUAAAAAAGGCAGUGGUGGUCUUGACCCGACUCCCUGACUACAAGGUCAGUGCCCUGCGACCCCCGACGCCGCCGCAGUUCUACAGUGAAGACGAGUCUCUCAGCAGCUCUGACUCGGACAUGCAGUGGGAGCCAGAAGAAGACUCGUCUGACUCCGAUUUUUCCUUCUCAAACAAUAAACGGAAAGUGGCGAAACUUCCGAGGGCUGACACAACGAAGACGCCUGCACCAUCAACGAGCAGUAACAACAACGACAACAACAACCCGAAAGUGGCGGCAUCAACUUCUGGCCAUUGGAUUAAUGACAAGUCAAAGAUUCGUCCUAACUUGCCAGAGGAAGAGGUCAAAGUGGGCAUGAUGGUACUGGCCCGGAGGAUGCACAUGAGAUGGCGGCGGGGGAAAGUAAUGGAAAUAGUUACGAAGGAAGAUGGACGAAUAAAGUACAAAGUCAGUUUUGAAGAAAAGGGAAAGAGCCUAGUUUCCGGACACCACAUCGCCUUUGACACCACACCGACGCUGGAGAAGCUGUACAUUGGCGCUCGCGUGGUGGUCCAGUGUCAAGACAACAACCUCUGGUUCCGGCCUGCUAUUUUGGCAGAGCUCCCCAGUAGAAAGAACCACUUAAGGUUCUUAGUCUUUAUGGAUGAUCACACGCCGACCUAUGUUGGUUUACCUAUACUUCACCUGGUGUGCAGACCAUUGGAAGAUGUUGUGGAGACCCUCCCUGAUGGCCAUCACAAGUGUUUCAUGAGGCAGUACCUGAAGGACUGGCCGUACCCACACUUAACCCAGUACAAAGCUGGAGAGUCUGGCAUCGUAGAGUUAAACGGAGUCAAGCAGAACUGUGACGUGCAGGUGGUCGACUGCAGCUUGAUGCAGGUCCUUUUUCAGGAUUCUCAACACCAGGAGUGGAUCCACCGUGGCUCCUUUCGACUGGAACAACAUAUGGCCAGGUUAUUGCAAUUGCAAGGUGAGGAACGGAAGCCCGAGGACACAGAGGAAGACAAAUGAAGAUCUGGAAAAUGAACAGACUGCACAGUCAAUAAUAUCCCAUCAUUAUCAUCCCCCAAAUGAUCUGUCAUGAGAUAUUUUGGAACUGAAAAAUAAAACUUUCAGCUAUGACAUUUGUUCCCAUCAGAUUUUUCUUUUUUUUACAACAUUUUUGUAUGAUACAAAUCUGCAGGUGUAGAUUUAUGUGCAUACUCCCCCCCCCCCCCCCCUUUUUUGUAAUUGUAUGUGGUUGGGGGUCGUCUGUGUCCAUACAAGUUUUAAGGAUAUUGAUGGUGAUCAUCGUUCAUAUCCAUACAGUGUUUAUGAAUAAAUGAUUUACUACAGCACACAAUUGUUUGCAAGAUCAUAAAGUUCUCCACAGAUCUAGCCUCCUAAAUUGUAACUUUGAAAUGUACAAAAUUUGCUUACAGGGGACCCUGACCCCACACCCUUCUUGAGGGUCUGAUGUCUCCACCCACCAUAGUCUCUUAAUAGUCUGACAGAUAUGGACGACAUGGUGAACAAAGUGCCAAAGUGAAUUGAGCCUGUGAAUGUUUUUCUCAAAAUAUUUUCCCCAUGUUGGCAGGUCUGAAGUUGUAGUUAUUUUAUUCCAAUAUGUCCUGUUUGUCUAUGAUCUUGUAGGUUGUGACGAAUUCGGAACAAAUUGUCCAACGAGUGGCUGAUUCUAUAUUCAUAUGUAGAAAAUGUCUUUAAUUCUUUGUUGUUUUCCAUCGUACACUAUCCAAUUGGAUUACCACUUAUUUCUUGUUUAAUUUUGUAAAUGUUAAAAAAAAGUUUUACAUUUUUUAUUGGCUUAACUGUCCUCAGCUCCAUUUGCAGAGAUAUAUAUAAAAAAACAGAUUUUUUUAAACUUA
Messenger RNA from Scophthalmus maximus (turbot), 2357 nucleotides. Its product is annotated as histone-lysine N-methyltransferase SETDB1-B. The coding region runs from base 406 to 1503 and encodes 365 amino acids. Gene Ontology annotation, biological process: heterochromatin organization; negative regulation of gene expression. Gene Ontology annotation, cellular component: nucleus. The record is from RefSeq and is a predicted model, not a curated record. The transcript has 7 exons. Lineage: Eukaryota; Metazoa; Chordata; Actinopteri; Pleuronectiformes; Scophthalmidae. Gene Ontology annotation, molecular function: histone H3K9 methyltransferase activity.